CCCUCACAUAUUUUUCUUGUCUUUUUUUUUCCCUUUAAAACACAAGGUUUCAAAUUUCUCUCCUUUUCUCAAAAAGUGAUUUGCUUUCAUGGGCAGUAGCAAAACCAUGAAUUUAAGCACUAUAGUGUUGUACUACUAGCAUCUUUAUCUCUUUCAUUGUUUUUGUAUUACUAGCAAAGCAACCUCAUUUCAGCAGAUUAGUGUACCAAAGCUUUGAAGUUUGCCAUAGUUAUAGUUUCUUGAUAAAUCCCACACCUGCUACUCAGUUGGGUUCUUUUUUGUUUUCCCCAUUUUUACUCUAUCUUCUUCAUUUUUGGGGUUGAUGAAUUUUACUCGCGGCUGAUAAAACAGAGCUUUUGCGGUUGAUGAAUGAUUGAAUUCUACUUGCGGAGUGACAGAAAGAGAGUUACAAUAGAGGAAAAAAAAUGAGACCAUACAUUUGUUUCUUGAUUAUGUUUUUGGCCUCUGGGGUUCUUUGUGUGACUUGUAGUUCUUUCCCUACUAAGGAAGUUUGGGCUCUUACAACAUUUAAGGAAGCUAUAUAUGAAGACCCACACCUGGUUUUGUCAAACUGGAAUGCUUUAGAUGCUGAUCCAUGUGGGUGGUUUGGGAUUACUUGUAAUAAAGAGAGACAACAUGUUAUCAAGAUAAACAUAUCUGGUUCAUCUUUGAAGGGAUUUCUUGCUCCAGAAAUGAGCCAAGUUACCUACUUGCAAGAACUAACUUUACGCAAAAACAAUCUGAUAGGAACAAUUCCAAAAGAAUUUGGCAUGUUGAAAUUCCUUAAAGUCUUGGAUUUGGGGAUGAAUCAACUGACCGGUCCAAUACCUACAGAGCUCGGGAAUUUAACCAGCCUUGUGAAAAUUUGUAUUCACAGAAAUCUUCAGUUAAAUGGUUUGAGUGGGAGCUUGCCUGCGGAGCUUGGCAAUUUAAGGAACCUUUCAGAACUUAUUCUUGAUAGAAAUAAACUUCAAGGACCUGUUCCUGCUGAAAACAAUUCAUCAUUUGUAGCUAAGAUACAUGGAACGAAUGAUUCACGUACAAGCGAAACUGGACUUUGUGGUGCAUCUCAGCUAAAAGUGGUAGAUUUGUCGUACAAUUUUUUGGUUGGAAGCAUACCAAAGUGUUUGGAGUAUCUUCCAAGCUCAAGCUUUCAAGGGAACUGUCUUCAGGAAAAGGAUGCAAAACAGCGUCCCAUCCGACAAUGUGGUCCUCAGCCAUCGAGAAGUCACCAAGCACCGAGCCUUAAGCAUCAUUCUUUUAAAGAUGCUGCAAAGCAUCAGAAAGCUUCGAAACCUGCAUGGCUUUUGGCUCUUGAAAUUGCUACAGGAAUUAUGGCUGGGUCUCUCUUUCUUGUCGCGAUUCUUACUGCUUUCCAAAGAUGCAGAAGCAAGCCUGCAAUUAUAAUCCCUUGGAAGAAAUCAGGGAGUGAAAAGGAACAUUUGAUGGUGUACGUAGAUUCGGAGUUGUUGAAAGACGUUACAAAAUUUGGCAGACAAGAGCUUGAGGUAUCUUGUGAAGACUUCAGCAACAUUAUUGGUUCCUCACCAGACAGUAUUGUCUACAAAGGGACCAUGAGGGGUGGUCCUGAAAUCGCUGUGAUAUCCCUCUGUAUUAAAGAGCAGCACUGGACAGGCUAUCUUGAGCUCUAUUUCCAGAGAGAGGUUGCAGAUUUGGCAAGACUGAAUCAUGAAAAUGUAGGGAAGUUACUUGGUUAUUGUAGAGAGAGCUCACCAUUUACAAGGAUGCUUGUUUUCGAAUAUGCAUCAAAUGGAACGCUUUAUGAGCAUUUGCAUUAUGGUGAAGGAUCCCAGUUAUCAUGGACACGGAGAAUGAGAAUUAUUCUUGGCAUUGCUCGAGGACUCAAGUAUCUUCAUGCUGAACUCGAGCCACCAUUCACUAUAUCAGAGUUAAGCUCCAGUUCUGUGUAUCUUACUGAGGAUUUUUCUCCCAAGUUGGUUGAUUUUGAAAGUUGGAAGAUGAUUCUUACUAGAUCCGAAAAGAACUCUGGAUCUAUCGGCAACAAUGGCCCUGCUUGUCUACUCCCGAAUUCUUUGGAAAGACGCCAUCUCGAUAUCCAAGGAAAUAUUCAUUCUUUUGGCAUACUUCUACUUGAAAUAGUUAGUGGGAAGCCUCCAUACUGCAAGGACAAAGGCUGCUUGAUUGACUGGGCCAGGGAUUAUCUUGAACUACCAGAGGUCAUGUCUUAUAUUGUGGAUCCAGAGCUGAAACACUUCAGUUAUGAUGACCUCAAAGUCAUCUGUGAAGUAAUAAGCCUUUGCACUCAUACGGACUCUUCGAAACGGCCAUCGAUGAAGGAAAUAAGCCUAAUGUUGGAGAGCAAAAUCGACACAUCUGUAGCAAUUGAGCUCAAGUCAUCUUCUUUAGCGUGGGCUGAACUUGCUCUUUCCUCAUGAGUGCAUUCAUUUGAACUUUUCUUAACGGCCAUCGGUGAAGGCAAAAAAAGUUAAAUGUUGGAGAGUAGAAACGACACAUCUAAGAUUGGUUAAGUUAAUGGCAUCUACUCUAGGUUGGGCAGAACAUGCUGUUUCAUCGUGAUUGAGCUGAAUCGAGAUCUAGAAAGCUAACACACAUUUGUAACAUCGGGACACACAUAGUUUUACACUUUUUGUCUAUUGUUCAACCAUUUUGAUCUCUGUAAAUGCUGCUUGCCAAAAUGGAACAUUUGGUAGCAUUUCGUUUAUAUGCUGAUGCCCACUUCUAUUGUAUAUCUCUAGAUUUGGGUGCUCAGAAAGUUCUCUUAUAUCACAAUAUAGACAACCUAGCCAUGUUUUUUAUCCUCUGGAUCCUGUGUAAUCAGUUUUUAAUAUAUAAAUUAUUCUCAUUUUGCUUCGACUA
Gossypium raimondii (Peruvian cotton) is the source of this 2859-nucleotide messenger RNA. Its product is annotated as probable LRR receptor-like serine/threonine-protein kinase At1g63430. The transcript has 13 exons. The record is from RefSeq and is a predicted model, not a curated record. Gene Ontology annotation, molecular function: ATP binding; protein kinase activity; protein binding. NCBI's taxonomy places the organism in Eukaryota, Viridiplantae, Streptophyta, Magnoliopsida, Malvales, Malvaceae. Bases 426 to 2417 code for a protein of 663 amino acids. Gene Ontology annotation, biological process: protein phosphorylation.